ACAAAUUUCCCUAAUAAUUCAGGAUAUACUAAGGCAUACAACUUCAAGAAUACAAGCAUAUUCAAUUGAUUGUAUAUUCUUCACUUUCUUCUUCCCACCUGAAAAUCAAUGAAAGCCAUCAACAAAUCUCCACAUAUCUUCUACCUUCUCCUCGUCCUGAUUAUCCCAAAUUGCCACUCAGAACCAGACCACAACGCCUUAGUGUACCACCACUGCACCAAUAACAACCAACCACCCACAUCAACAUCAAUGUCCGAAACCCUCUCAUCUCUCUUCGAAUCCCUCAUCAAGCAGUCCACAAACUCCACCUUCCACAGACAAACCACCGCCCAGACCGGCGUCCCUAUAUCGGCGGAGUACCAGUGUAGAGGGGAUAUGAGUUUAAUGGGCUGCAAAAGCUGCGUAACUCAGCUAGGCAUUUUGUCCAACAGGUUUUGUACAGGAGCGAAAACAGGGCGUGUACAGUUGAGAGGCUGCUAUGUGCGGUACGAGGCGGAUGGAGAGGAAGAGAAGGAUGAGGAGUAUGGGGAGCUGGUGCAUAAGGAGUGUGGAGAAAGAGAGGUGGGCGGCGGCAGUGGCGGAUAUGAGGCGGCGGCGCUGUGGGAAGUGGAAGAGGGGAUUUUGAGGAGUGGGAGUGGGUAUUAUGAGGGUAGGAAAGAGGGAGUGAGAGCAGUGGCACAGUGUGAAGGAGCGUUGUUGGGAUUGGGGUGUGAUUGUGCGGAGUGUGUGAGUCGUGCUGUGGAGGUGCUGCGUCAGGACUGCCGUGGAAGCCUUGAUGGGAGUGUUUAUUUGGGUGGAUGCUAUGUUACCUAUUACACUUACCAUCUACUAGGUGGAAAGAAGAAUGGUUCAAGUGGAAAGUUGGUAGCAAUUGUGCUGGGUGGUGCAGCGACUCUUGGACUGGCCUUUAUUCUAUUGAUAUUUUUCAAGACUUGUGGAAAAAAAGACGAUCAUUAAUUAACAUCAUGAAAACUUUCAAAAAUUAGUAAAAAAAUAUAUAUGAUAAUUAAAUUUAUUCCAUUCCAUUUUCUAAAUUACAAAAAUAGCAAAUUUAAAAGUUGAUAAUCUUAUGAUUAUCGA
This is a messenger RNA of Cucumis sativus (cucumber), 1080 nucleotides long. Its product is annotated as plasmodesmata-located protein 2. Gene Ontology annotation, biological process: transport of virus in multicellular host; plasmodesmata-mediated intercellular transport. Gene Ontology annotation, cellular component: plasmodesma. The transcript is spliced from 2 exons. The record is from RefSeq and is a predicted model, not a curated record. NCBI's taxonomy places the organism in Eukaryota, Viridiplantae, Streptophyta, Magnoliopsida, Cucurbitales, Cucurbitaceae. The coding region runs from base 109 to 957 and encodes 282 amino acids.